This is a messenger RNA of Actinia tenebrosa (Australian red waratah sea anemone), 908 nucleotides long. RefSeq names its product sperm-associated antigen 8. Gene Ontology annotation, biological process: positive regulation of transcription by RNA polymerase II. Gene Ontology annotation, molecular function: microtubule binding. NCBI's taxonomy places the organism in Eukaryota, Metazoa, Cnidaria, Anthozoa, Actiniaria, Actiniidae. Gene Ontology annotation, cellular component: cytoplasm; nucleus. The record is from RefSeq and is a predicted model, not a curated record.
UGAACACAAAUUUCGGAUCAAGAAAACAAAGAAAAAAUAUCAAAAAAUCCUCUAAAAAUAUCGAAAGAUUUCGUGAUAUUCCAUUGAUAUUUUUCAACAUAUACCCUCAGUUCUUGCUACUUAAAUAUGACUGAUUCGAUUAGUGCUAUUAGGCAUAAUUCGAAUGGAAAAACGUUACUGGAUAACUGGGUUGAAGAGAGACAAUCAGCGCAGUUUGAAGAUCCUAAUGCUACUAUACCUACUUUACAAAGACAUGGACACAGGGGCAUUAUGACCACAGAAUUUGAAGCAAAAGCAGAGGACCUCACAACAGUAAGAGAUUCUUAUAGAGAACCCAUAGAGUUGGGUAUAAGAACCAGAGGAACAAAAGAAGAACACUUACGAAAUAAACUGAUGGCACAAGUUGCUGCUGAGUUGGAAGAAGAGCUCAACCCUCCACCACCCCCUGUGGAAUUAAUAUCAACGACACAUAAAGACUUUAAUAAAGAAUUUGAACCAUUCAUAAAAGAGCCAACAAGGAAUCAUGACGUAAAUAAAGAUCAAUCUUUAAGUUUUUGGCUUGAAAGGCACCAAGAAAUUCAUGGGGUUUCACAAGUCAAAACACAAGACACUCCUUUCCGUAAAAAUGCAUCAUUCAGCACUCCUAUUGGGGAGUAUUUGGAUGCGCCAAAACCAGGAGAACAAUGGAAAUUCUAAUGCUCGUUUUAAAAUAUCUUAAGUUUUAUAAAUAUUAAGAAAAAUGCUAGACUUUGACAACCAGUAAAGUCAUGCCUGGUGUUGGUUAUAAUAUUGCCGUUACAGACUGAAAUCCAUGUAGAAAUUUUUGCAUGAUACUAGUGAUAUACCACCCAUAGAGUAUAGGUCAAGUGGAAGUAUGAAUAAAAUGAAAUCUUAAAAUUUUUAAUGUA